Vigna radiata var. radiata (mung bean) is the source of this 1506-nucleotide messenger RNA. RefSeq names its product cytochrome P450 71D9. The coding region runs from base 76 to 1491 and encodes 471 amino acids. Lineage: Eukaryota; Viridiplantae; Streptophyta; Magnoliopsida; Fabales; Fabaceae. Gene Ontology annotation, molecular function: iron ion binding; oxidoreductase activity, acting on paired donors, with incorporation or reduction of molecular oxygen; monooxygenase activity. The transcript has 2 exons. The record is from RefSeq and is a predicted model, not a curated record.
UUCCUUAUAUUCUUAACCCUUAUAGUGAGAAAAAUAGGAAACAAAAACAAGAAAGCUGAGGAAACACCUUAUAACAUGCCCCAUGGACCUAGAAAGCUACCUAUUAUAGGAAAUAUGCACAAUCUGUUAUGUUCUCUGCCCCAUAGAAAAUUAAGAGAUCUGGCCUUAAAAUAUGGACCCUUGAUGCAUCUUCAACUUGGAGAGGUUUCUACCAUUGUCAUUUCAUCCCCUGAGUGUGCUAAGGAAGUGAUGAAAACCCAUGAUAUUAACUUUGCCACAAGGCCUAAAGUCCUAGCUAUUGAUGUAAUCAAUUACAACUGCACAAACAUUGCUUUUGCUCCUUAUGGAGAUUAUUGGAGGCAACUAAGAAAAAUUUGCGCAUUAGAGCUUUUAAACCUAAAACGUGUCAACUCAUACCAGCCAAUCAGAGAAGAGGAGCUCUUUAAUCUUGUCAAAUGGAUAGAUGCGCAUAAAGGAUACCCCAUUAACCUCACCGAAGCUGUACUUUCAUCAAUUUAUGCAAUUGCUUCAAGGGCUGCCUUUGGCAAGAAAUUCAAAGACCAUGAAAAAUUUAUAUCGGUGAUUAACAAAAUAACCAAAGUUGCUGGAGGUUUUUACAUUGGAGAUUUCUUUCCUUCUGCUGUUUGGUUGCAACAUGUCACUGGCAUGAGGCAUAAGCUCGAGAGUGUGCAUCAAGAAGCUGAUCAGAUAAUGGAAAACAUCAUCAAUGAGCAUAAGGAGACAAAGUCUAAGGCCAAAGGUUACCAAAGGGAAGCAACAGAUCUUGUGGAUAUUCUCUUACAGUAUGAAGAUGGUAGCCAACAAGAUUUUUCUUUAACUAGGAACAACAUCAAGGCAAUAAUUCUGGACAUUUUUGGUGGCGGUGGCGAGACAUCAUCAACAACCAUAGAUUGGGCGAUGGCUGAAAUGAUGAAGGAUUCAAGAAUAAUGAAAAAAGCACAAGCUGAGGUUAGAGAGGUAUUCAACAUGAAAGGAAGGGUUGAUGAAAAUUUCCUCGAUGAACUCAAAUAUUUGAAAGUAGUUGUGAAAGAGACCUUGAGAUUACACCCUCCAACUCCUCUUUUGCUUCCAAGAGAAUGUGGUCAAACAUGUGAGAUACAUGGCUAUCACAUACCUGCCAAAAGCAAAGUCAUAGUCAAUGCUUGGGCAAUUGGAAGAGAUUCAAACUAUUGGACCGAACCAGAGAGGUUUUAUCCCGAGAGAUUCAUUGAUAGCAGUAUUGACUACAAGGGGAGUAAUUUUGAAUACAUUCCUUUUGGAGGUGGAAGAAGGAUAUGCCCAGGCAGCACAUUUGCUAUUAGAAAUCUUGAACUUGCCCUUGCAAUGUUGUUGUAUCACUUUGAUUGGAAACUUCCCAGUGGAAUCACAAGUGAAGAAUUGAACAUGAGUGAGGUGUUUGGGCUCACAAUGAGAAGAAAAGAUGAACUGUACCUAGUCCCUUUUCCUUAUCAUCCUUUGCCUGUCAUUUGAACUUCUCUUCAGAAA